CCUACACUGAAUAAUCAAGUUUCAGCCCCCCUCUCUCUCUCUCUCUCUCUCUCUCCAUGGAUUCCAAAGUAGAAAUGUUCUUCAUACCAAAUGUAAUCGGGAGAGGCCACAUUCUUUCAGCUAUAGACACAGCAAGGCUAUUUGCAGCUCAGGGAGCCAAAAUCACCAUAAUAGUAACACCAGCAUAUGCCCAGCUCUUCCAGAAAACCAUAGAGAGAGACCAGUCACGAGGCCAUGACAUCAACUUCCACAUCUUCAAAUUACCCACCUCCGACUUCGGCUUGCCCGAUGGAUGUGAGACUCUCCUCGCCGCCUCUGCCGGCAUUAUGGCUAAGCUUUUCAUGGCCUUCGAGAAGCUCCAUGAACCCAUCGAACAACUUGUCCGAGAACGCCGCCCUGAUUGCAUCGUCAGCGACAUGUUCCAUCCUUGGACUGCCGACCUUGGUGCUCGCCUCGGCAUUUCCAGGUUCUUAUUCUAUGUUACAGGUUUGUUUUCUCUGUGUUGUGAAGAGAGCAUUCGACGGUAUGCACCACAUGACAAGGUAAAUUCUGAUACAGAGACAUUUGCUUUGCCGGGUCUCCCCGAUGAUAACAUCAUAUUUACCAAGAAAUAA
This is a messenger RNA of Camellia sinensis, 614 nucleotides long. NCBI's taxonomy places the organism in Eukaryota, Viridiplantae, Streptophyta, Magnoliopsida, Ericales, Theaceae. The record is from RefSeq and is a predicted model, not a curated record.